UGAAAUCAUCCGCUGAUUAGUCUGAGCAGCUUCACAAAUUCGAACGCAUCCAUUAUUUUCAGUGGCGCUUUAACGCGAAACAGGAAACUCAUGAAUAUUCAUGUUCGCUCCGCCUAUAGGGUCACCGAAAAUCACAACACCGUGCGAUCGGCCUCUAGCCCCGCCCCUGCGGGUAAACCAAUACAUUGUGGCCCGCUCCAGCUAGUGAACAUAAACACGAGGCUGCUGUACAUGGAAGUUAAAAGAAGUGAAGAAACAGGAGACGGACUGAGUCGGGACAAACGUAACCUGAAACGGAUAAGGAGGCUUUGAGAACUGCUGGAUAACAAGACCUAUAACAGAUCUAAUGGAACUGAAAGAAACAUCAGUAUAUCCUCAUUGUGGAAAGGGAUGUGAAAGUAAAGAGCACAUAAGAAUCCACACUGGAAAAAUGCCUUUCACCUGCCCUCAGUGUGAAAAACAUUUCUCAAGCCAAGGAAGACUUACAGCUCACAUGAGAAUUCACACUGGAGAGCGUCCAUACACGUGUGUUCAGUGUGGAAAGAGUUUCGCAAAUAAAAGAAAUCUUGAUGUCCACAUGAGAAUUCACACUGGAGAGCGUCCAUACUUGUGUGUUCACUGUGGAAAGAGUUUUACACACAAAAAAUGUCUUGAUGUCCACAUGAGAAUUCACACUGGAGAGCGUCCAUACUUGUGUGUUCACUGUGGAAAGAGUUUUACACACAAAAAAUGUCUUGAUGUCCACAUGAGAGUUCACACUGGAGAGCGACCAUACACCUGUUCUCAGUGUGGAAAGAGUUUCAUACGAAAAAACAUUCUUGAUGUCCACAUGAGAGUUCACACUGGAGAGCGCCCGUACACCUGUUCUCAGUGUGAAAAGAGUUUCUCAGAUAAAAGAAAUCUUGAUACCCACAUGAGAACUCAUACUGGAGAGCGUCCAUACACCUGUUCUCAGUGUGGAAAGAGUUUCAUCCAAAAAAUCAGUCUUGAUGUCCACAUAAGAUGUCACACUGGAGAACGCCCGUACACCUGUCCUCAGUGUGGAAAGAGUUUCACACAAAAAAUCAGUCUUGAUGCCCACGUGAGAACUCACACUGGAGAGCGUCCAUACACCUGUGUUCAGUGUGGAAAGAGUUUCACAGAUAAAAGAAAUCUUAAUACCCACAUGAGAGUUCACACUGGAGAGUGUCCAUACUUGUGUGUUCACUGUGGAAAGAGUUUCACACAAAAACACAAUCUUGAUGUCCACAUGAGAAGUCAUACUGGAGAACGACCAUACACCUGUUCUCAGUGUGGAAAGAGUUUCGCAGAUAAAAGAAAUCUUGAUGCCCACAUGAGAAUUCACACUGGAGAGCGUCCAUACUUGUGUGUUCACUGUGGAAAGAGUUUCACACAAAAAAAAUGUCUUGAUGUCCACAUGAGAACUCACACUGGAGAACGCCCAUACACAUGUGUUCACUGUGGAAAGAGUUUCACACAAAAAAAAUGUCUUGAUGUCCACAUGAGAACUCACACUGGAGAACGCCCAUACACGUGUCCAGUGUGAAAAGAGUUUUAGAUACAAAAGAAAUUUUGCGAACCACAUGAAGAUGCCCAUACACCUGUUCAGAAAGUGAAAAGUAGUCUUAAGAAACAUGAGCUAAAAUUCAUAUUAACGUGCGCCUGUACACAUGUCUGCGGUGUGGAAGUAGUUUGACAAAUAAAGGAAAACUUACUGUAGA
Triplophysa rosa is the source of this 1721-nucleotide messenger RNA. Its product is annotated as gastrula zinc finger protein XlCGF57.1-like. NCBI's taxonomy places the organism in Eukaryota, Metazoa, Chordata, Actinopteri, Cypriniformes, Nemacheilidae. Gene Ontology annotation, cellular component: chromosome. Bases 347 to 1546 code for a protein of 399 amino acids. The record is from RefSeq and is a predicted model, not a curated record. Gene Ontology annotation, molecular function: chromatin insulator sequence binding. The transcript has 2 exons. Gene Ontology annotation, biological process: regulation of transcription by RNA polymerase II.